Verticillium alfalfae VaMs.102 is the source of this 1593-nucleotide messenger RNA. RefSeq lists its product as hypothetical. The transcript has 5 exons. The record is from RefSeq and is a predicted model, not a curated record. NCBI's taxonomy places the organism in Eukaryota, Fungi, Ascomycota, Sordariomycetes, Glomerellales, Plectosphaerellaceae. The coding region runs from base 1 to 1593 and encodes 530 amino acids.
AUGGCCUACCGUCCGUUCCGCGAAGUGACCGUGGGCAAAUGCCAGGUGCAGACGGCGACAGCACGCUUUGGUCCAGACGUGAUCGACGUCGUACGAGAACGAGACAGUGACUUCCACCAGUCUUCGAACGGCACCGUCCAGCAUGACCUCACGAACGGCGUACCAACAGGCCAGUUCUACACGGGCGGUCCGCCUGCCAGCGUCAAUGGCGAACCUGUCUCUCCUGAGAGGAGAGUGCCGCGGAUGCCCUACUACCGCAACAACCUAACAGCCUUGUCGCAAAAAUACAACCUCUACUUUGUCGCCUACGAGAACCGCCUCUUCGUCUACCGCCCUCGUGAUGUGCCACGGCAGACGAUCCCCGAAGAUGCCGACCUCAUCCUCGCGACAGGUCCCGACCGAAUGUCCGAGUACGUGGGCGGCACCAUGGACCGCCGCUUCUCUCACCAGGCCAAUGCCAUCACAACGGGAUUCCUCGGUCACCAGGAGAUUGUCCUCCUCGUGUUUGACGACGGGUCGGUUAUCGCAUAUUAUACCAAACACAUUGCCGAAUACGUCCUCCAUGUUCGACCACCUGGCGCCGCUGCCAGCGCGGCCAAGGCGGCCCCGAUCCCGUUGCCUUUCUUUCGCGAAAACGUCGGCUCCUCGGCCUGGGGCGUCGCUGUCCACCAAGAAUCUCGGCUCAUAGCCGUCAGCUCCAACCGACGCGAGGUGACCGUGUUUGCCUUUGGUCUUUCGAAGCAGCCGGGGGGAGCCAAGAAAGGACACAAGCACGACUUUCCCGUCGCGCUGGUGGCGGGCCGCAAGCGCAACUGGCGCAUCGUCCUGCUUCUGGGGGAGGAGGGACACAACAUCCCCAACGUUUCUUUCUGGGACGACAAACACGGGCUCGCCGAGAAGGUGUGCGCGGUAGACAUCUACGGCAACACCUGGAUUCUCGACAUCUGGAAGCCAUGCACUGCUCCGUAUCGGAUCGCACAUAGCGAUCAGGGCAGUGCGAACAUGAUCAGAGUGCCACAGGGCGGCUGGGGUGUCAUGGUCGUACCUCUCACAGGUGCAAUGCGCGCGACGACAUCGAGUGAUGCGUUCGGCACCAAAAAGCCUACGACUGUCGAAUACGAGAUCCGGACGGCACCGGGCUUUGCGCAUACGAGCGUGAUAGACAUAUCAGAGAGCCUCAAUCAUGUCCGCGAUAGCCCGAUUCAUGGGCUGCAGCUUCCUGCUACGCUUCUGAACAUGAACCCUCCAAACCAGUUGAUAGCGGCCAUCUUUGGUCAGGGAGUCGGCCUUGGUCUGGAUGACACAUCCCAGGGAACGGAUCGGUUCCUCGCCAAGAACUCCGCGUCGACUGGGUACUGCCGACGCAGACGGACGAGGACGCCGGACGCAGGCUCGCGAGGGCCGCUUUACGGCAUCGCCGUCGGGCCUGUGCAGGAGGGUGGCGCGGAGGGUAUGCUGCUGGCGCGGCCAGACGGCAAGACCACGGCCGGGCCGGGGUCGACACGAUAUAGACUCAUGCUGCACUACAGAGACCACACCAUUCUAUCGUACGAGCUCAGCCGGAACGACGAUUAUAGGCUCGAGAUCGUUUGA